GCCUCGGCGCGCUUUGCUUCGCUCCCCAGUUUGUCCCUCGCGCGGUGCCGUCGGGUGCUGCGGCGGUGGGCGUGGGAAGAGAAAAGGAUACGGGGCCCUACCGGGCAGGACGGGACAGCAGAGCCGGUUGGUGGACUUCGUUACCGCUGGGAUGGACGCCUGGGUCCGCUUCAGCGCCCAAAGCCAGGCUCGGGAGCGCCUGUGCAGGGCUGCCCAGUAUGCCUGCUCCCUCCUUGGUCACGCACUGCAGAAACAUGGGGCAAGUCCUGAACUUCAGAAGCAAAUUCGGCAGUUGGAGGGUCACCUGAGCCUUGGACGAAAGCUUCUUCGCCUGGGUAACUCAGCAGAUGCCCUCGAGUCGGCCAAACGGGCUGUGCAUCUGUCAGAUGUCGUCCUUCGAUUCUGCAUCACUGUCAGCCAUCUCAAUCGAGCCUUGUACUUCGCCUGUGACAAUGUCUUGUGGGCUGGAAAGGCUGGGUUGGCACCCCUUGUGGACCAGGAGAAGUGGGCCCAGCGUUCAUUCAGGUAUUACUUAUUUGCCCUCAUCAUGAAUUUGAGCCGCGACGCCUAUGAGAUACGACUGCUGAUGGAGCAGGAGUCUUCAGCUUGUGGCCGUCGGCCGAAGGGGUCAGCAGGAGGGACCUUGGGAGGUAGUGAAGCUGGGGGUGCAGCAGGGGCUGGUGCCCCAGGAGGGAGUCUGCCCCAUCUGGCCUUGCAGCUUCAGCUCCGAGUUCUUCUCCUCGCCCGGGUUCUACGAGGCCAUCCCCCGCUCCUGCUUGAUGUGGUCAGAAAUACUUGUGACCUCUUCAUCCCACUGGACAAGCUGGGCCUAUGGCGUUGUGGCCCUGGAGUUGUGGGGCUCUGUGGUCUGGUGUCUUCCAUCCUCUCUAUCCUUACCCUGCUCUGUCCCUGGCUCCGGCUCAAGCCCUGAAGCCAAAAUUGUAGGGUGGAAGAGAGUCUAAUCUGAGAAUGGGGAGAGGUGGCUGGUUCUUUGUGUUGGUCCAUUGUCACCCUGACUUUGCUUUUAGUUAAAACUCAAAUUUGGAGACUUACAGAUGAAGAGUGACUCCGGAAGGGGAAAGGGCGGCCCUUGGGUUCAACAGGAUAAUUCUCUUCCUUUCUUACUGUGCGGGUUCUUUUUGUCUCUUGAGUCUCUUCUUACUGUUUUUAAAUUAAAUUCAUUUUUUUCAAUCAACAAAAACCCUCCUUCUCUCCCUCCCACUCGCCCCUGAGACAGAAAGAAAAACCAAACUCCUGUUCCAGACAUGUCUACUUGUCUUCUUUUUUCCUAGUUCCCUCUUUCUCAGAUUUCUUUCUGAGACUUCCUAACGCCUCCUCAUUCUCCAUCCCAGUUAUUCAGUCCUUAGCUGUAGCUCCCCUGAGGAAAGAAGAGAGACCCAGGAUUUUGACCCGUCAUGCCUUAGCCGUUUCCCUUUCAGCGCAGAAGAUGCUUGGGCAGAUGGAGAGUCUUUGGUUUCAUGUGGGAGAAUGGCCCAACGGUCUCUCCUCUCCACUCCUUUUCCCUUGGUGCCAUGUUUUCCUUUCCAUAGCAGUUUGGGUUUUCUCCUUCCUCUAUCAUUUUAUCUCCCACCUUCCCCUCGACUGUGUCUCAGCCCUUUUUACUUUUCUCCCAGGCCCACUGCCUCCUGUGAUGCUGUCUGUGUUCAGCAUCCUACUGUAAAUACUGUACAAAUGAAACUGUAAAUAGCUUUGGCCAAUGGCCCUGCUGGUUGGCCACCUCAAAGGGCAGCAAAUUAAAGGUGAGUUUUGCUCGUUG
This is a messenger RNA of Dromiciops gliroides (monito del monte), 1777 nucleotides long. RefSeq names its product peroxisomal biogenesis factor 11 beta (gene PEX11B). NCBI's taxonomy places the organism in Eukaryota, Metazoa, Chordata, Mammalia, Microbiotheria, Microbiotheriidae. The record is from RefSeq and is a predicted model, not a curated record. Gene Ontology annotation, cellular component: peroxisomal membrane. The transcript has 4 exons. Gene Ontology annotation, biological process: peroxisome fission; regulation of peroxisome size. Bases 152 to 931 code for a protein of 259 amino acids.